AACCUACAAACCUACAAACCAACUUCAGUGAACAAGAUGAUAUUGCUGCAGAGCAUCAAUGGUUCCCCGCCAUAUAAUGUCAUAUGCAGAGGAAGGAAGUGUGAGCAGCGGGAGGAGAGAAUUGGUGUAAAGCCAUUUAGUGUAUGUCUGUUUGUAACCACGACAACAAUGUUAACUGGUUACAAACAGGAAGAUGCCUAAGGUAACAGUGUUGCUGUUAGUCCUGUGUGGGGUCCGAUGGAUGGAGGCUGACAAUGUUUGUACGGAGUACUGUAAAGAAAGCAUCAUGUUCUUUCCCUGUACUGGAUGUUUGUUACCCAUUAACCCCUAUGGCUUCUUUGGACGAAAUGCCACCUUAAACUGCACCCUGUUGGAUGCCAACAGCUCUUCCAGUGACUUGUACUUUACAUGGAAAAGUGACGAGUUGCUGCCAGCUGAAUACCAGACUGUUAUUUCACCAUCUACUAUGCAGCUGAAUAUGCCUGUCCUCGACAAUGACAAAUUUGUAGGCGCUCUGAUGAUACAGUGCCUCAAAAAUGACAGCAAAACAGAAAUAACAAAUAUAGGCAUCCAGCUUCUCACAGUUGAUUACCCUCCACAUGUGUCAAACCUGAGUGCUGUUUGUUUUAACUGGAAGUCACUGGAGUUUACAUGGGAAGAGCAGUACAAACAUGAGAAUCAUGUCAAUGUGUCUGCCAUCUGGACGUCCCGGGGAGCUAACAGCUGGUUCUAUUGUAAUGGCAGCAGGAGUACAUCGUGUGUCAUCGACAGUAUCCACAGCAGCGAGUACAGCAUCAACAUCACUGUGACUAACACUGUGGUGGGAGAGACAUUCAGGAAAUCACUGACCGUCAGACCAGAUGAAUUGGUGAAACCAGCCGCUGUCACCUCUCUGAGGGUGUCCCACUGGACGAGUUGCUGUGUGACACUUGCUUGGACGCAUGGCCAGCUGGGGAUGAAGACGAUGAUAUUCAGGGCAGUAGCAGUGAAGGAUGGAUCUGAGUUACACAGUACGGUGACAGGCAACACAACAACCCUGUGUGAUCUGAAGCCAGACACCCACUACACAUUCCUCGUCUCAGUCAAGCCAACUGUUGGAGGCUUCUGGAGCAACACUCAGUCCAUCAAUCAGACCACACACGAGGAUGUCCCCUCAUUUGGUGCCAAUCUCACUGGAGGGAACUACUUGUCACGGAGAUGCAGCAGCAACAACCUGAGAAGCAUCUACAUUUAUCUGAAGCCCCCGGACAAGCAGCACCAGAAUGGUCGCUUGACUUUCUUCACAGCAUCAGCCGUACCAUCUGAUGGCAGUAGCAGCAUCACCAAGCCCAACCUCCCUAUAUCAUCCACCACUGUGCAGUUUGAAGGACUCAAGUGCAAUGUUGAUUACAAUGUAGACGUGUCUGUCUCCACAGCUAUAGGUCCAUCCGUCCCAACAAAGCUGCACAUUCCCAGAGAGGGAGUCGUGGAGCCGCCCACCAGUGUCCGUGUGCCGUAUAACUCCACGUCAGUGCGGGUGGAGUGGAAGUCAGAUGUCCAGCCUCGACACUGGACUGUACUCUGGUGCCAGGGAAGCAAAGAUUUGUGUUCGGGAGACCUGGACUGGUUGAUUGUGGAUGGCACCCAGAGAUCUGUUGCUGUGCCCUAUGCAAGGUUCCAAGAAGAUGGUAACAUGUUUGCUGUUUCAAUGACAACUGAUGAGGGUGUGAGCAGCCAGCUGAUGUGGAGUUACUGUGUCUAUGAGGAAGCCAAAAUCCCUGAGAAGAAGCCGAGUAUCCAGGCUGUCAACCCCCAACCUGACCUGGGGCUGACUGUGACAUGGGCAUCAGAUGAGUGUCCUGAACAGACCCUCAUCACCCACUACAUCAUUGAGUACUGCUACAAUAACUAUACAGCUUGCAGGAAUAGUACAGUCCCCAGUGAUCAAGAGAAGUUGGUCAUUGCCAACCUGAAGGAGGGAACCAACUACAGCGUGAGACUGAAACCUCUUGCACAGGCUGGGGCUGGGCCCUAUAGUAACCCAGUGUAUGCAGUGCCCCUUUACUCCAAUUUGUCAGCAGGAGAGAUUACUGGCAUUGCUUUUGCUUGUGCCUUCUUCGUUGUCGUCUUCUCGUUCAGCAUGGUCAAAUGUUACCGUUAUGCCAGCAAAAAGUGCAGAGAAAAGGAGAAGAUUAUUCUUCCUUCAGUUCCGGACUUCAUCUCCGCAGACUUAACUGAACAAAUCAGAACAGUCGCAUUCAAGCCACUGCCGGAGGAGAAGUGUGCAGAGAGACAGAAGCAGUUUUUCCUACAGACCAACCUACACACCUAUCGACAGCUGAGUGUGGACAGUGGGCGUGGCAGUCUGACUGGAGAUGAUCAGAGUCCCUCCCCUCUCUCUCCAUCCAGUCAGUUCCAGCCCAAGUUUGAACCUGUGGAUGAGGAGGAGGAAGCUAAGCGAGGCUCUGGGUCAGAGCCCCAGAGUGCCAUCAGCCUCCCCCAGGACUACUCCAAGGUGGCUGACACCAGCGGUAGUGCCGGUGAACCUCCGCCUCUCAUCAUGGACUGCCUUCCCGUGGUGUGUCUUACCGAUCCAAUUAUAGACAAUCCGUGGGACGAUUCUUAUGGGUCUCUGGAUGAGGAGAGUUUCAACAACCAGGGUUACGAUGAGUAUGUCAUAGCAGCUAACAGGGAAGGAGAAGUUGAGAAAGGAAAGGGUGUUAAUCCAGGUUUUGUCCCAGAUGAGGAAGCGGACAAGUCUGAAGCUGAUGAACUUUGUCAGGAAGACAUGUUUGUUGAGAAUGCAAGACAGGGAGAUUGUCUGCAAGGUGUGUCUAACUGGCGUCGGCCAUUAGCAGACAAUGUGAUACAUGAAGGUGGUCAUGGAAUGGCAGCAUUCAGUUUGGACAACUUUUAUGAGGGUUUGAAAGUUCCAACUUUGGAGAACCAAUACCAGUCACUCCCAAGAGGAAACAAGUCAUGUGAAGAUGUCACUGCCCUGAAAACUCAGCCAGAAGUCCCAUAUACGUCUCAACAAGGAGAGAAUCAUUCAUAUGAAGAUGUCAACACACUAAAAACACAACCAGAAAAUCCAUACACCUCUCUACAAGAAUCAAGAAAUCCCCAAAUACCAUCAGACAUUACUGAAAAGAAGAUUUCCAUUCCUGAAGGGAAGGCAUGCAAGGAUGAGAGGAAUAUUCUGGGAGAAGGAGAUGAGGGGCUUGGAUCUUCCAAUGGUUCAUACACUUCGGACACCUCUGAUCACCAGGAUCAACUGACUUGUCUGUGAUUGUCCCGAAGACACCAUCAGUUUAUACAGAAGAUGUCUGGGUCCACCUCUCAUAUCACUUUCACUUGCUUCAAACAAAAUUGCGGCCACCAGUCAAGAUGAUCUGAUCAAUAAUCAAGAUCUAUAUUGUAAUAAAAUCCUGAUAAAAAACAUGAAAAGAUUUGGAAAAUCUGGACGGUAGUUGAUUUCGUAAUGCAAUUUGGAAACAAACCUUUGAUAAAAAGGCUAGUGGGCGCUCUUGCCUCAGGAAGAUGAAGAAGUGGGAGAGGGUGCUGGUUCUGACUUACAGGGGCAACGCUUCUAUCAACAAGUCACAUCAACUUGGCUUUGUCUCUGGACCACGAUUAUCUUCUGCCAUAUUUCAACUUGAAACCAACCUGGGACAUGCGGGGAAUAUCUACAAGCCAAUACCAAAAAUUGGCAGCUCAUCACGUCCGACCAUUUGUUACUCGAGUUUGUUCACACGGGAUACAAGUUGCAAUUUCACCUGCAUCCGGCACUUGUAGGGACCAAGUUGGUGGCAAUAAACUAUUGAAUUGUGUAUUCAUAGCUUUCGGCCAUGGGAGCUGUGUCACUUGUCAGAGGGGUACACAUAGUAUGUGAUCUAGACUACAAGUUGUCAAACUUUCAUUUAUGUUGAAGCCUCGGUGGCUGAGUGGGUUAGAUCGUUGACUUUGUGUGCUGGUGAUAAGGUACUUCACUCUGGCAGUGUGGGAUCGAAAAAAAGGAACUAGAUUCGGUACUUUACUGAGAAAGUGUUAUCCCAAAUAUGACAUUUGUAUCGUCAGGAAAGAAGUCUGUCAUAAUCUAUCCUUAGGUCAUCACCAUGGAGUAGCCAAUCACAGGCCUGGAAUUCGGUGUCACAUAUUUGUUUGAUACCAUUUAACUCAAGUGAGUUUCUCAAUCACAGGAGCUUUAAGAAAUAGGUAUACAUGCUUUGAUAUUCCAAGAUUUUAUAGUGACACGACUAGGACUGCGGCUCGUAACGCAGGUACUCGGGUUGUGUGGGUACUGAGUAGGACCCGGGUACCCGGACCCGUGGUUAGUGACGUGAUGUAUUGUUUAAUGACAAAAAGUUAUCUAGAACUUUAUGAUUACACUACAAGUCACCAUUGUUGGCAUUUCUUUCUGACUAUGCACCCACUUUUCAUGUAGUUGAGUAAAGAUAUACCUUAAGCCAACUUCAGUGUAUGGAUGACCAGAUUGUUUAAUACAUGUAUCUAAAUACAUUUUGCCGGAGCUAUAGUAAAAAUAUAAUGCCAAAUCAGACAUUUUGUACCUAUCUCCUGAGACGAACAGCGGGUACCCGGUAGAGUCGGGCAAUAUAUUCAUAAUCACUGAAGUAUUAUUCAUAAUCAUGAACAUAAACACAUUGUCAUUAACUGCAUAAUAUCACCACAAAGUUAAACCUGAUGUAAUAGCUUCAUGUAGUGCUAUCAUUUAGUAUGUAUUUUUGUAAUGAACUUCAGUAUUUAUCAUAAUUGAUAAUACAACACUUGCAGAAACCACUUUCAGUCUGCCUCAUUGAUUUAUAGAACAUUUGUCUGUUUCUGUAAAAUACCAUGUUUGCCUCAUUUUGAGGUUGCGCCAAAACACCAGGAUGACAUUGUACAAAACAACCUUAGCACUACGACUGUCAUAAGUCUAUGUUAAACUAUGGGAGUUCCGAUCACUUCAGCACUUAAGAUCACUCUGUACAACUGCACUCAGGUUUGUUUGCCCACACGUGUACACUAUGUGAAGCCCAUGUCCCCGGUCCUGGCAUCGUUGCAAUAUUUGCUGAAAGUGAUGUUAAACCUGACGCACUCACCCCGUUAUUGUUUCCUGUCUUGAAAUAUGAAAUACAUUUACGCUGUUUUGGCCGUCAUAUGUUAAAUGUUUUAACAGCUUAUUGCUAGGAAGAUAUACCAACUAUGUCUUGUCAGUGUAUUCAUGUUUGAUCUUUCUUUGAGUGAGUGAGGAGCUGUUUUGUGGUAACAUUGGAGGAGGUUGUGUACCACUUUGGUGAAACCCAACACACAAUCGUCUGCCCACGUAAUUACGGUAAUGACUGUGAUUGAAGCUGGUUGAGCCCCAUUCCUUUCAAUGUCCGUGUUUAUGAUUUGUGGUGACUGGCAGCAGAUAGAUAAAUAAACACAUAAAUUCGGAUGUUGUCAGGUCGCAAAAACAUAUCAUGUUCAUUAAGAAGCUGCAGUCACUGCACCUUGACGGUGUGGAUCGAUGGUCAAACUGUCAGUCACUGGAUUGUCUGGUCAGGAUUACAUACAGGACACUGUCAUUUAGCUGCAAUAAUUCUGUGGUAUCAAACAAUUUUUUUGUCUGUGUGCACAAUGAAUUCAUUUUACACCAGGGUCGUAUUUUUGCCUCGGGACAGACUUUUAUUCGUUGAUUUUAAUAGUGAAAAAUUUGGUUGGUAUGUAUUUAAAAAUACAAUGCGUAGUAUUACAGUAGUAAUCAGCAAAAGUGUUCUCUAGAUCAGUAGGUGAUAAACUUAAAGUAAAUAAUCUUGGCCUGGUUUUUGUCCUUGUAAAUAUUAAGAAUCUGAAAUCUGACAGCAGCAUUUCAUUGUCAGAGCGAUCGCUUCUGUCCGUUGUAUAAAAACCCUGAUUUUUAACAUUUAAAGCCUGUGAAGAUCCAGGGUAGAAUAGGUCUUCAGCAACCCAUGCUUGUCGUAAGAGGCUACUAACGGUAUCGAGUGGUCAGGCUCGCUGACUGUUGAUGCAGUCAUCGUAUUCCAAUUGCAUGGAA
This is a messenger RNA of Haliotis rufescens (red abalone), 6016 nucleotides long. RefSeq lists its product as uncharacterized. Lineage: Eukaryota; Metazoa; Mollusca; Gastropoda; Lepetellida; Haliotidae. Bases 194 to 3268 code for a protein of 1024 amino acids. The transcript has 17 exons. Gene Ontology annotation, molecular function: protein binding. The record is from RefSeq and is a predicted model, not a curated record.